CUGCUGACGAAAUACUGUUCUUUAUCUUUAUAUUUAUCUACUUACCUUCAUCUAUAUACGCUGUGUAGCCUAUAUUGCCUUUAAUUUAGGAUUCUUGCACUGUUCAACAAUGAGACAUACACUUCUUGUGUUUAUUUUCGCUGGUUUUGUUGCCACACAAGAUGUCACUGGCCAACCUGAUUGUGCUAUCCCAUGUAUAAAGGAUAGUGUUCAACAAGGCGGCUGCAAGCUUCAGGAUACCGCCUGUGCAUGUAGAGAAGACCUUCGACAGACCUUGCUUGCCAUUGCUAUGCCUUGUUUAAGGAGCAAAUGCAAUGAAGGUGAAAUUAGCCAGUUUCAAUCUGCUGCUCAAACACUAUGUAAUAAAGUGAAUGGAUAAAGAUCAGAUGUGUAUAUCAGGGUUGUUGACGAUUCAAACAGAUCAGCUAUUCCAUAGUUUCUGAAGCUACUACUAGACUUUCGUUACCGCUCUAACUCUACAAGUGUCAAUGCAAGCUUUGGAUUACUAUUGGCUAUAUUGCUGGCUGAGGUUUUUUGGAAUUUCUAACAAUAUUAAGACGAAAGGUACUGAAAUACUUAAGUUUAACAGACUCUCUAUAUAAUAUAAGCCUCUUAGUUAUCACAUUUAUUAUAUUGUGAUAUUGACUACUUAUUGAAAAGUUAAAUCUCGUUAUUUUAUAGUUAGAUGACGACCUUGCGGAGUGCCAAUUCAUUUGGUCCAAGCCACUGUCUCAAGCUGCUGGUAGCUGUUCCGGGUUAUGCGCUUGGUCUGUGAGUACCGGGGCAACGGCAUUGGCCCAAAAAAACGCCACAAUCUUGCGGCAGAGCUUCAUAAAGUUCGCUCACCCAAGUGAGCGUUAUGUACAACUUUUGUUAGCGAGGAGUUUUGCGGGCCUUGUAAGAGACGAAUGGUGAGUUCGCGUGGCUGUGAAAUGAAUUGUUUUGCACUUCAACUAUACUUAAAAUAUUAGCGUGCUCGAUGAUAGAGUACUAGGCCUCACGACGAGAAACGGGGUGAUCAGCGCGAGCAAUUUAUGGCGCCUGACCGCUGUCUUACAGGGGCAGAGGACGCGGCAGUUGUCAUGAUAGCCACCGUCGGCGUGUUUGCGAUGCCAGGGUUCUGACCGACCCCGGCCAGGAGAGAGAAAUGAGAAAACAGGCGACAACGCCCCCUAAUAAGAGUUAGAUACUAUAGGUCAAGCCGACACAGAGGAUACUACAUAGAUCGGGGUUGUAUUUCGAUAUAGCCUAGCCCUUCCCCCAACCCCCCUUUCUACAUUAACUUGAUUUGUAUACUCGCAACUUUAUCACCAAUCAAACGUAGAUUGUCAUGGGCGCAUCUGCAUUUCAAAUAGAGGCAUGGGUCGAAUAUGCUAUUGGGGUAGUUAUUUUACUCACUCGUAUUGUCUUGAGGUGCUGGGCACGGGACACAGACUGGCAGGGCGAUGACUAUUUCUCCAUCCUCUGCAUUGUGUUUUUAACAGGUGAAUCUGUUAUGCUAGAGCUAAUAGGGCGAUGGGGCUCUAUAGUAGGCAUCAGCGAUGAAGUUGCACUAUCACUCACGCCAGACCAGAAGGAAAACAUUGUUAAAGGCUCCAAAGCUGACAUUGCGGGAUGGUGUCUUUAUAUCUCUCUAAUCUGGUGCUUGAAGGCCUGCAUGCUAUUUUUCUAUCAGCGCCUAACACUAGACACACGUCAGCGACGCCUCAUCAUUGUUGCAGGAGUAGCUUGCAUUUGCUCGUAUCUUGCUACAAUAUUUGUUGUCUUAUUACGCUGCUUGCCUUUCGAGAAGAAUUGGCAAGUAUAUCCUUAUCCUGGAGAUGAGUGUGCCACGCCCGGUCAAAUAUUUUUGACCUUGGUCAUCACGAAUGUUUCGACUGAUCUGUUGAUCCUCUAUAUACCACUCCCAUUGCUUUGGGUUCUACAAGCUCCUCUCAGCAAGAAAAUUGCGUAUGGUAUCUGGCUAACCACGGGUAUCUUCGUUAUUGUCGCAUCGUUAUUACGCUGCAUUUUAUCGAUCAAAGAUGCAAAUGAAGUGAACGUGUCCACAAUCUGGGCUAUCCGUGAAACAGUUGUUGGAGUUAUUUCAGUCAAUUUGCCCAUUUUAGGUCCACUCUUAAUUCGGAAAUGCAAAUGUUUGGCAGCGACACUAUCAGCCAACAGUGUCAGCAAAGAUGAUCAAAAUUCUGGGCAGCCGUCUCUCAUCACGUUUGGCCGUGCAGGAGAGGGUAUCCGAUUGGAGCGACUCAAGAAACUAGGCAAAUAUCCACUUACAUCAGCUGGGUGGACAACAGUUUAUAGUUCAAGCCAGGAGCACAUGGUUGGUUAGUCACAUGCACCAACCUAUGCCCCGUCGACAGCACAUUCAACGAAGGUAUCGUUGACAGCCCGCUCCGAGGUUUAUCAAAUGCACGCGUCGACAAAGGCGGUAUAAACUACGAUCACUCGAUAACGGCUAUGGCGCACUGAAGAAGACGAGUGGUUUAUUAUGAGCAGUUGUUUCAUUCUAUCCACUACAACAAUAUUAUAACAUAUAUCCUGCUAGCAUCCAGGGGGUGGUGGAAGGCGACCAAAUUUCUUCUCUAUAGUCAACCCAAGGCCAAGAAGUGUCAUAUCGCUCCCCAGCGGCCCGUCGAUUUCAAUACCGACAGGCAGUCUAUCACUAGUCAAACCAGCUGGGAUAGAUAGGCCCGGGAUACCUGCAUCACUUCCAGGCGAGGUUAGUCGAAUGUACGUCGCAAAUGCAUCGACAGGUGGCCCGCCAUUGAUUGAUACAUUGCCUGAUCCAUGAAUCAGAUCGAUGGGCCUGGCAGGAAGCACAGUUGUUGGGAAGAGAACAGCAGAUAGGUUGUUGCUAGUGAAAUAUUGUUGAUACAUGUGCUGGAGCGCAGGGCGGUGAAUAUUGAUCGCAUCGUUGUACUGAGAGCCGAAUGCAUCAGAUGAGAUAGCCUCGAAAAGUUUUGCAACAUCCGGACUUGCAACUUUAGCAGCAAUAUCUGCCAAUGUUAUAUUUGUAUACCCGUUAGCCUUGAGAUAGGCCGGAAUAUCAGCAAUCGGCUCGUGGAGAGCAAGUGGAAGGCUUAUUUUAUCGUCAAGAGCCAACAGAUCAGGCAAAUCAGCGUCGACCAAGACCGCACCUGCAGCUUGUAGGCUAGCUUUUGCAGCUGUGACUACAGCUUGUAGUUGGUUAUCCAAGUCAUUCCAUAAUGAGGGCGGUAGACCAAAUCGAACACCAGACACAUCAAUUGGAUUCGCACGUGGCCCGCCAGUAAUAAUAGAAUCUAGCAGUGUCACAUCGGCCAUACAACGGCCUAGGGUGCCAACAGUGUCUCUAGUGUGGCUGAUAGGCACAACAGCGCCUUCAUCGUGAUAACGACGUUCCCGUCCGCCAUUGCCAACGGAGGGGCGGAAGCCUACAGUGCCUGUCAGAGCGGCGGGAAUGCGGGUGGAACCGCCAGUGUCAGUGCCCAGGCCGCAAGUCACGAUUCGCGAUGCAACUGCCGCAGCUGUGCCGCCCGACGAUCCUCCUGGGAUCAUGCUGUCGUUGUAAGGAUUGUGGACGGCGCCAGCAAAUGGUGAGAAGUUCGUGCUUGUGAUACCGAGCGCGAGCUCGUGCAUGUUUGCUUUGCCAAUUACGAUGGCCCCGGCAGCAAUGAGCUUGCGCAAACUUGGCGCAGUCGUGUCAGGUCGACUGCAAUUUAAAGCCGGUGUGCCUGCUGUUGUAAGAUGGCCAGCUAGAUUGAUGUUGUCUUUGGCGACAAUGGCGAGGCCUGCUAGAGGGCCGAGUGGUAGUCCAUGAGCGAUUUUUUGGUCGAUUGCAUCGGCAGCGGUGAGCGCAUCAUCUGCCAGAAGAUUGAUAAUAGAGUUUAGAGGCGCGACUUUGUUCGCUUGACUAAGCACACUAGUUAUAUAUUUGCGUGCUGUUAUAUGCCUGUGGCGGAUAGCGUAGAUGGUCUCAUCGGCAGACCAAUCGAGGAAAGUGUAACCAGUCAUGAUAGGUAAUAGCCGUUCCUGAGGGCAUGUAGCACCGAGGUAGUAUGGGACGUUUAUUAGGAGGAAAGAAAGCUAAGACAAUCAUUAAUUUAUUUAUAUAGAGACCCUG
Messenger RNA from [Torrubiella] hemipterigena, 4102 nucleotides. Lineage: Eukaryota; Fungi; Ascomycota; Sordariomycetes; Hypocreales; Clavicipitaceae. The record is from the annotation of a GenBank genome assembly.